AUGCAGCGCGUGAUGCGCCUGCGUCUCCUUGUGGCUGCGGUCGUUCACUAUACCCCGCGUUCCUCGAUCGCCUACGAAAGCGGUCUUGUGGCUCUUGCCUCGCUAGAAAAGGUCCUCCUUCCCCUUCUUUCUAAGCGAUGUGCUAGCUUCUUGGCUUAUCUGUUACACUUUUUGAUCUGUCACCUAUACGUUCAGUUCCCUACCAACGGUAGUGAUGAGCUACUUAGUGCGGUUUGCUAA
Molecule: messenger RNA, 240 nt
Organism: Hydatigera taeniaeformis
Lineage: Eukaryota; Metazoa; Platyhelminthes; Cestoda; Cyclophyllidea; Taeniidae
Source: the annotation of a GenBank genome assembly